Messenger RNA from Agelaius phoeniceus (red-winged blackbird), 2155 nucleotides. It is a transcript of the gene CCDC32, whose product is annotated as coiled-coil domain containing 32. The record is from RefSeq and is a predicted model, not a curated record. Gene Ontology annotation, biological process: cilium organization. NCBI's taxonomy places the organism in Eukaryota, Metazoa, Chordata, Aves, Passeriformes, Icteridae.
CACGGGCAGCCGCGGGGACAUCGCUCCCUGCAGGGCGGCCGGGAGUCCUGGAUCCCAGGAUGAGGAUGAUCGAGAGCGUGGACUCCGUGGUGACCCGGUCCAGCGAGGACCUCUGGGCUGAGAUCUGCUCCUGUCUGCCACAUCCCGAGCACAAGGACGCCGGCGAUGCUUUCACAGACUCCUUCAUGGAUUCCUACGCCGAGGGCAGCGGAUCGGGUGGCUCUUCCCAACCUGCCCUGAAGCCCUGGGCACCUCUGAACGACUCAGAGGUGUAUUUAGCAUCCCUGGAGAGAAGACUGAUGAGGAUCAAGGGCCUGUCCCAGGAGGUGACCUCCAAGGACAUGCUGCGCACGCUGUCCCAGGCCAAGAAGGAAUGCUGGGACAGGUUCCUGCAGGAGAAGUUUGAGGCAGAAUGUUAUGUUGAGGGCCACGAUGCUGAUGAGAGCACGCUGGAGCACCUGAAGCGCUGGCUGCAGCCUGACAAGGUGGCCAUCAGCUCCGAGGAGGUGCAGUGCCUCAUCCCGCCCGAGCCGCAGCCGGAGAAGCCGGAGGCCGAGGAGGAGCCUCCGGCUGCUGAGCAGUGAGAGCCCCCGGCCCUGCCCGGGCUGCCUCUUGUCCCAGCCCCCAGGAAGAUGUGCCCAGCCAUAGGAAUAGCAGGAAGGGGGGCACAGAGCAAAUAGUCAGUAAUUGAAGAAGUAAUUUUUAAAAGAAAGAACCCGCAACGCACCAAAUCCCAGCUCUGGAGCUCCGCAGGCAGUGGCUGGCACUGGUAGGGACGAGAGGGAACACCUGUACCAAAACCUCACGUGGAUCUUCUCCAGCCUGCUGCCACCUCAUCAUUCCAGCCUGGAUGUGGAUUGUUUGGAAUCCAUCAGGAGACACAUUAAACAACAACAACAAAAGCAGUUGUGGAGAAGCAUCAGAAAACAUCACGGUCUAGAAUAGAGCAGAGAAACCACUGAGUCACUUUGGUCCUGUCUUUUACCUUUUCAUUACUCAGCUGGGCAUUUUUUCCUCUCCUGCCAAAUCCAUUUUGGUUGUUUCUCCAGAUCUUCACUGUUUCAGUCUGACUUGGCCCCAGGCUGUGCCAGGAAGAAGAUGGAUAUUUCCCACCUCUGUGAAUUUGGGACCCUGAAGGAAGAUCUCACUGCAGUCAAUAAAUUGAUGGUGUCAUUGACAUUGUAGCUAUUUCACAUUCCUCUCUGUAAUGUACCCCCUAAUAUCCCACUUUAUUACCCAAAAUCUCUAUUACAGACUGUAGGGGGAGUAUUUUUCCUCUUGUUGGUCGUUUUGUACCUGUUCAGCCUCUCCAGAAAAAGAUCAGAUGAGAUUCUGUAUUGGGAAACCAAGAGGGGUAGCUAGGGAGGCUACAAACAACUUGUUUUCAUCACAGACAUGCAUAGAAUUCUCUGACUUGAAAUAUAUUUAGUAUUUAAUUGUUUUUUUCACCCUGCUUAACUCUUCAGAGGGUUAUUUCCUUUUACUAAUCCAAGAAUCUGUGAUAUUGUGCUGAUUUUUCGCUGAUCUGUGUGUUCUGCCUCGGCAUCAACACUGGGGGUCGGUAGAGGGAAGCAGCACAGUCUGUCAGAGCUUCUUAGGGGAAAUUGUGGUUCUAGGGGUUAAUCCUCACCGGAUUCAUGCCGUGUUCAUUUAUGUACCUGUUUGAAAAUACUUUUUUAGGAGUAAAUUUUUGCUGGAGCCUCCCAGUUUCCUGUCUCUGUACCCAAAAAGAAGCGCUGCUCUCUUAGUCACCGUGUCACAACUCAGAGGUUGUUCCCACCAUCAGCUUUCCUGGUGCAACUCCCACCCCAGCUCACCUCUCAAAAAUGUCAGGCUCAGAAUUCUCCAUUAAAACAAUCCCUUGUUUUUUAAACCUUGAGGAAUGGGGUGAAUCAUCUGAGUGCCAGUGAUGCACAAGCCUCGUGUCUUGCUGGUUUGCUCAUUAAAUGUCCCCUUUAAUUUAUGCUUUAACUGUCCUCUGUUAUGUUAAGUCUGUGUCCUUGUGCAGAUCUCUCUCACCUGAUGUGACAAAGCUGUGACAAAGAUGCAGAACUCUGAGCUGUUCCCAGAAAUGGUUUGUGCAGAGAGAGAAAGCAGUAAUUUCUUUGUCCCCAGCCUAUUUCCCAGUCAAUAAAAUUCUUCUUAUGGGUAGCAA